CGCCUCUGGGCUCGGCGGCGGAAGGGGCGGCCCGGCAGCACCGCCGCGCUUCCCGUCCCGUCCCUUCCCCAGGGCACCGGGGGGCAUCCCCAUGGCGGCGGCGGCAGCGCUGUUGCUGCGGGCGGCGGGCCGGGCCCUGCUGGGCCGUGCCACUCUCCUGCCCUGCGCCGAGCGGGGUUUUAGCGACUGCGGCGGGGCGCGCUGGGCGCCUGCGCGGCCCGGCCUCCCCGUGCCGAUGUCCUCGCCCCUGGCAGGGCUCUCCCGGCCCAUCCGCAUCAAGGAGCCGCCCAAGCGCAAGCCGGUAGAUCGGUGGACCAAGAAACGGGCCUUGUUCGGGGUGUAUGAUAACGUGGGGAUCCUGGGCGGCUUCCAGAUCCACCCGAAGAAUCUCAUCAUGGGGCCCACCUGGCUGCGAGGCUGGCGGGGGAACGAGCUGCAGAGGUGCCUCCGUAAGAAGCAGAUGGUGGGCGAUCGGAUGUUUGCAGAGGACUAUCACAAACUCAACAAGAGGAUCCGCUACUUGUACAAGCGCUUCAAUCGCACCGGAAAGCACCGCUAGGGAACAGCAGUGCCUUCAGCCUGUGGAGUGUCGUUUUGUGGCAUUGCAGUCAGAAUAAAGCCAGCUUCCACACAAUUGA
Molecule: messenger RNA, 638 nt
Organism: Camarhynchus parvulus
Lineage: Eukaryota; Metazoa; Chordata; Aves; Passeriformes; Thraupidae
Gene: MRPL51
Product: mitochondrial ribosomal protein L51
Exons: 2
Coding region: 92-559 (155 amino acids)
Biological process (GO): translation
Cellular component (GO): mitochondrial large ribosomal subunit
Molecular function (GO): structural constituent of ribosome
Source: RefSeq, a predicted model, not a curated record